Molecule: messenger RNA, 2877 nt
Organism: Hypanus sabinus (Atlantic stingray)
Lineage: Eukaryota; Metazoa; Chordata; Chondrichthyes; Myliobatiformes; Dasyatidae
Gene: vps36
Product: vacuolar protein sorting 36 homolog
Exons: 14
Coding region: 57-1217 (386 amino acids)
Biological process (GO): protein transport to vacuole involved in ubiquitin-dependent protein catabolic process via the multivesicular body sorting pathway
Cellular component (GO): ESCRT II complex; late endosome membrane
Molecular function (GO): ubiquitin binding; phosphatidylinositol-3-phosphate binding
Source: RefSeq, a predicted model, not a curated record
GGCGUCGCUCCAGCCGGAAGUGAGCGGGGCCUGGAGGGUCCGUGGGCCGGCCGGUUAUGGACCGGUUUGUGUGGGCCAGCGGCCUGCUGGAGAUUAACGAGACCCUGGUGAUCCAGCAGCGCGGAGUCCGUUUAUACGAUGGCGACGAAAAGACACAAUUUGACUUGGGAACCCUUCUUCUUAGCACACACAGAUUACUUUGGAGAGACCACAAAAGAACUGAGUGUUGCAUCACGUUGCCCCUGUCACAGAUUGUUUUCUUUGAAGAACAAGCCGCUGGAAUAGGAAAAAGUGCUAAGAUAAUAGUCCAUCUUCAGCCAGUUCCACCCAACAAAGAGCCUGGUCCAUAUCAGAGCAGCAAGUACACUUUCAUCAAACUAUCCUUCAGGGAACAUGGACAGAUUGAGUUUUAUAGACGACUAACAGAAGAAUUAUCUCAGAAGCGAUGGGAGCGUAUUUCUGUAUCACAGCCAAUGCAGUCAGCUAGUAAACCACAAGCAGGAAGAGUGAGAGCUGUAGGAAUUGUGGGUAUUGAAAGGAAGCUGGAAGAGAAACGAAAGGAGACCGACAAAAACAUCUCUGAAGCUUUUGAAGAUCUCGAUAAAUUAAUGAAAAAGGCCAAGGAGAUGGUUGACUUGUCAAAGUCAAUAGCAAACAAAAUCAAGGAGAAGCAGGGAGAUAUUUCUGAGGAUGAGACGAUCCGUUUCAAAUCCUAUCUGUUGAGCAUGGGAAUAGCUAAUCCAGUUACCAGAGAAACGCAUGGAUCUGGAACACAUUAUCACAUGCAACUGGCGAAACAGCUGGCAGGAAUGUUGCAAGCUCCAUUAGAGGAGCAAGGUGGAAUGAUGGCACUGACAGAGGUCUACUGUUUAACAAACCGUGCUCGAGGAAUGGAGCUUCUCUCACCAGAAGAUUUAGUGAAUGCUUGCAAAAUGUUUGAGGCACUGAAGUUACCAAUGAGAUUGCGUGUUUUUGAUAGUGGAGUAAUGGUGGUUCAACUACAGUCUCAUAAUGAAGAUGAAAUGAUCGCAUCAGCUCUGGACACUGUGUCACAGAAAGGGUCCCUUAGUUCUGAAGAGUAUGCUAAACUUGUGGGCAUUUCAGUGCUACUGGCCAAAGAAAGGCUUCUGCUUGCAGAGAAGUUUGGACACCUUUGUCGCGAUGAUUCUGUUGAAUGCCUGCGAUUUUAUCCAAAUUUGUUUUUGACACAAGACUGAAAGCUCACUGAUAAAAACCAACAGUAUCUUGCUCAGAGCCAGUGACUGCGCUGUGAAUGACAGACUGCUGAACGUCACAGAUUUAAACUCAAGACACUCUUCAAAAUCAACGUCAUGGAAAGAUACAGCUGGUGGGAGCUAAACAGCCUGCAAGACUCUGUAAAUGUGAAAGAAGCAAAAACAAGUGUAUGAGUUUCAUCAGUUUAUAGAUAUUGUGUUUUUCUGAUGGUUUCAUCUGAAUGAAAGUAAAUCUUAUGAUGCAAGACUUCCACAAGUUUGAAUUGUUAACAUCCUGCAUACUAAGAAUUUUUCUAUUGUGCAUUUAUAAUAAAGAAAUAUCCUUUUUUAUGUUCUAGAAGUAAUCGGUUUGGUUUGGUAUUUCAAAUUCAACUGUAGGAAUUUACAUAGUUUUUAUAAAGCAUGAUUUAGUUUUUUUCACGUUAUUUUAUUUUUCCCUUUGUUUAAUUCUUUCUUUCUGGUUUAUUGCUUUCAUCUUCUGCUCUAUCCCUCAGUUUUGUUGCAUUUUCUUCUUCGCCGCCUUCAUUUCUUUUUGCGUGUGAUGAGGAAAAAUUAUCAAAAGGAAUCUAAGACUCAGUCAAAAAGGAAGUUGUAGAGGCAGCUGAAUCAAUGUGAGUUUCAGAAAAAGUGUGUGAGAGACCUGAAGUCAAAGGAAGGGGAGGAUCUUGACAGAAAGGAAAUGGAAGCGAAGUGUCCAAAUCACUGGGGACAGGGAGGGGUUGAAUGAAGAAAGGCGAACAAAUGGAGAAGCAGGACGUGGCCAAGGCUGAGUGUUAGAGAAGUCCAGAUCCAGCAAAGGAUAUGAUGAAUUUCACUUCUAAAUGCUGUGAUUGUCUUUUAGUGUUACAGGAGUUUGGUGCUUGAAUUCACUUUUUUAGCUUCAGUUGAUGAGUGACUUUAAAUCAGUUCCUUACGGCAAAGUUCCAAAUUGAUAUUGGGGAUGAUCCAGUGGGUUAAGCUGUAAGAGUCUGAUGCACAGAUAAUGCUAAAUACUGGUUCAGUAGGAUUAGGUAGGUAAGUUAGGUCAAAGGAAAUUGCACUCUCCAUGAGAUAACAAAGCAGGCAUGUUUAAUUUGUAACAUAGGGUUUACCUGUAAGCCCUCUAACUGGGCAUUUUGAUCUCCUCGUUUUGAAUGUGACUUAUUCUGAUCUUGUGAACCUGAAGCUUUUAUAAGGACUUGCAUUUUAGUACUGUGUUGUACAUCAGAGCAUCGACAUCAACAAGUUACUUCUGACAGAAGUUAAAAUGUGUACUACUUUAUGGGGAUAUUGGUUUAAUUAUAAAUGACAUAAUACAUAGCCAUAUUAUCAGUGAAGGGUUUGGGCAGCUUUAUUUAUUAGAUUUACUAUAUCAAUGCUCCUGACUGGAACCAUCCUGCUUACAGUGUAGAAUUCAUAUCACGGUGAGGACAUGCUUGUCUGUGAUCCUUUAGCCAAACACUCAGUGUCCAGUAUAGCAGGAAAUCCUCAUAUUUGUUAUGCAAACGCAGAUUUGAACUUCUUUUGCUUUACGCUGCCUCCUUCACUCCCACUUUGCAAUGAUGUAGUGUAUUUAUUGUAAAAGAAACGGGUGGCAUGUUUUGAUAUCUGCAAAUUAUUUAAGACGUAGCACUUUAAUAAAGGUGAUUGCUGCUAUGGAAAA